Molecule: messenger RNA, 858 nt
Organism: Lithohypha guttulata
Lineage: Eukaryota; Fungi; Ascomycota; Eurotiomycetes; Chaetothyriales; Trichomeriaceae
Exons: 1
Coding region: 1-858 (285 amino acids)
Biological process (GO): carbohydrate metabolic process
Molecular function (GO): zinc ion binding; aldehyde-lyase activity
Source: RefSeq, a predicted model, not a curated record
AUGUCGAGCACGCUGCCCAAUAAUCGGACAUUGCAAAUUCUGGCAGCCGCCGAUGAAGGAGGUUAUGGAGUUUUGGCUGCUAUCGCUUACAAUGUCGAACAUGUCACAGCACUAGUCAGGGCGGCCGAGGCUAGCCACUCACCACUCAUUCUACUCCUCUUCCCCUCGACAUUGAAGCAACUGCCCUCUCUGGUCUUCGCUGCUUCUGCAGCCUGUAGAGCGGCAUCGGUCCCGAUAUCGUUACACCUCGACCAUGCUCAAGACGAACAACAGAUUCGGGAUGUGGUCAAUACCAUGCCAUUUGAUUCCAUAAUGGUCGAUAUGAGCCACUACGAGCAUGAAGAAAACCUUCGAAAAACUAGGGAGUUAACAAAGCUGUGCCACGAAAGAGGAAUAGCUGUCGAGGCCGAAAGUGGGCGUAUCAACGGUGGUGAGGACGGUAUCGCAGACACUGGGGAGCUUGAAGCACUCCUGACUUCACCUGAUGAGGUCGAGGAUUUCUUGGAUGCUGAUAUUGACAUUCUUGCUCCAAGCAUCGGCAACAUCCACGGAGUUUAUCCUCCUGAAGGACCAAAACUAGAUCUGGGACGUCUUGAGAGGAUACAUAGUCAACUUCGUGGUCGAGCUAGACUCGCGCUACAUGGGACGAAUGACUUUAGUCCAAAGCUGACGCAAGAAUGCAUCGGAAAUGGUGUCACCAAGUUCAACGUUAACAAGUUGUUGCUGGCGAGCUACCACCACUUCAUCAAAGAAAAUGCGGAUCAGCCGAUCACGAAAUUGAUUGAUCAGGGAAUUGAAGUGGUGCAAAGAGAGACUGAAAAAUGGAUGGUUGUUUGUGGUAGUGCAAAUAGAUGUUAG